AUGACAACCCGCUAUGGGGAACAUAUUGGUGUCCAAGCUCAAAUCCAGGGAACGCCCAUUGCCACUAUCCAGGACUGCAACUUUUCACCAAAAGCUGGCACCAGCAAGCUGCCGACAGAUGCAUCUCCUGACUCGAAAUGCCCCAUCUGCUUGGAUAGAUUUGACAACGUUGCAUAUCUGGACCGCUGCUUGCAUAGGUUCUGCUUCCGCUGUGUCCAGGAGUGGUCCAAAAACAAGGCAGAAUGUCCCCUCUGCAAGCAACCCUUCUUUUCCAUUUUCCACACAAUCCGCGCAGAAGAUGACUUUAAGGAGUAUAUCCUCAGCCCUUCAGAAAACAGCUCUUUUGCCAGCCCAGACGGACGGAGGUUCCGUUACCGCACCACCAUGACGGGGGAGCGCCGCACCGGCAGUUCCCCCUCCCGAAGGACACGGUCCCCUCCGGAUAAUGGGAUAUUGUUUGAAGGGCUGUCGAGUGAGCCAGUGCGGCAGAGGGACGGGGAGAUUCAGCAGAUGAUGCGGAGGCUGGCCUCGAGGAGGCAGGCGAGCGCGGAGGGCAGAGCCCUGCGGCAGAUCCAGGAGGAGGACAUGAUCAGCUUCCGCAGGGCUCUGUACCGCACCGGCGUGCGCAUCCGCAGCAUUCAGGACGGUGGUCGCUAUCGUGACAUCUCUGCUGAGUUUUUCCGCCGUAACCCUGCUUGCCUUCACAGGCUGGUUCCUUGGUUGAAGCGAGAGCUUACGGUCCUGUUUGGUGCCCAUGGAUCUCUGGUUAAUAUUGUGCAGCACAUUAUCAUGAGCAAUGUGACAAGGUAUGAUCUGGAAAGCCAGGCCUUUGCUGAUGAUUUGAAGCCUUUUUUGCUGAAUCGGACGGAACACUUCUUGCAUGAAUUCAUCAGUUUCGCACGUUGUCCUUUUAACUUGGAAGCGUAUGAUCAACAUGCCAAUUAUGACUGUCCUGCUCCAUCGUAUGAUGAAGGAAGCCACUCAGACUCGUCAAUUAUUACAAUAUCUCCAGAUGUGGCAUAUUCCCAAGGCCCAGAUAAUAGUUCCUCUGUGACUGAUCUUGGUCAGGCCCCCUGGGAUGAUGAAACACCAGGGCCUUCCUAUUCCAUUUCAGAAGAGGCUCGUGCAACAAUAGCUUCUCCUCUGGAGACAUCAGAAAGUUCUGAUGAGGACUCUGCUACGAAGAGUCAAAGAACCAAACUGCAAGCUCCUUCACAGGCUAAUGCUGACUCAAACGACAGUGACUCUUCCUCAGACAAUUGUGUUAUUGUUGGGUAUGUUAAACCAUUAGCUGAGAGGACACCAGAAGUGGUUGAACUGUCCUCGGACUCUGAGGAGUCCAUUGAGGAAGACAAAAGGGAAGAUGUGAAGAAACAGCAGCCAAUCCAGUGUCGCAGCUGGAGUGACAGUGAACCAAGCAGGAGUUUCUCCCCACGUUCCCCCACAUGCAAGGAAGAUGUAGGUAGCUGUAGAAGCUGCUUAUCUCCUGCAGUUGAGAAGACCGAGUCAAAAGAUGAUGAGAAGAGCAAGUGUAAGGUAAAAGAUCUGUCUCCACAAGAUGUGAGCUGGAGCCCUUCUUCGGGGAGUGACACAGUGUGUUCCCCUUGGAAUCACAGAUUGUCUAGAAAGCGGAAGACCAAGAGCCCACAGUCCUGUUCACGGAACAGCCAAGGCAGUCAUGGCCAUCGGUCUAGGAAGGAGCAUCGUAGCAAAAGCCAACUGAAAAGGAGACGAUCGAGAAGCAGAGAUAGCAGCAAACAUAGGAGCAAAAGAAGCAGCAAGAAGUCGAGGGCUCAUGACACCAGGUCCUCUCUAAAGAACCAGAGAGGCUCACUAAGUCAUGAGAGCACUCCGUCCAGAGAAUUGAGCAGAUCACGAUCACGCAGCAAAGGCCACAGCAAAAGGAGAUCAAGAAGCAGAGACAGUGAUCGUUAUUAUGUAAGAGACAGUUACCAAAGCAGAUACCAGUGGGGUUAUGCUUUCUGUAGUCGAAAGACAUUUGGAGAUGGCUUCGAAUCCUCCAGCAGGAGGAGGACUCAGUCUAGUACUCUCUAUUCAAGGCAAUCUGCUAGUCCAGAAUACAGAAUACGAUCGUUUAUCGAAAGAACUCGCCCACAUAGCCAGAAGGGGGUCCAUGAGAGACACUACUACUGCUAUGAAAGGUGCAGGUCAAGGAGUCGAUCAAGCAACAGGUCAAGGACACCCUCAGGAGGAACUGACAGAAUGAAAAGUGAAAAGCCUGGAGGAAAAAGGAAGUACAAAACUCGCCACCUGGAGAACACUUUCAUGGAGAACACAAGUCUAGAAAGAGAAAAUGACCCCAAGAAAACUUCCACAAAAUUCAGAGACUGCUGCAAAAAUGAAGAUAGCCUCUCAGACAAUCGAGCAAGCAGCGAGACAAAGCACAGGAAAAAGAAAAAAAAGACAAGGAGUCCAAGUGUAGAGAUAGUUUAUGAAGGAAAAGCAACAGACACAGCAAGGCAUCUUAAAAAGAAAAAGAAAAAGCAUAAGAAGAAACACCGGAAACACCACAUGAGUAAUUUGGCACAGUCUUCUCCGGUGGUGAUCACAAUUGAUAGUGACAGUAGCAAGGAGCCUGAAAGUACUGAAUGUGACAGCAGUGUUACUUGGACAGGCACAAGUCAGAUAAAUGAGGGGGGAAAUGAGUCCCCACCUUCUUCACUAGGGAAGACAGGAUGUGGGGAUGUUUACAGAGUUGGUGAGGAAACUGAGAUAGCAGCUAGGAAGAGCAGUGUUCCUACCAGCAGGGGAGACUUAGAUGGGGAUAUUAAAAAUGCUGCUGUCAAACCUGGAGAAGCAGCAGCUGAUCAGAGUCUUUCCAUGGCGGAUGCUGGCAGUAGCACCCCUCAAACAGAAACUGUCACCAGCCACAUUCCAGAAGCACCAGCAACUCCUUCCAGUCCACUGCCUUCCCCUAGGACUUCCUUCCUAGAGUGUCCAGAGAGACAACCGUUGAUACUCAGACUGCCAAAGAGAUUUGUCAGCAGAUCCUCCUGGUUUGAUUUUCCAGAAGAAAAAAUGUAG
Chaetura pelagica (chimney swift) is the source of this 3045-nucleotide messenger RNA. It is a transcript of the gene TOPORS, whose product is annotated as topoisomerase I binding, arginine/serine-rich, E3 ubiquitin protein ligase. NCBI's taxonomy places the organism in Eukaryota, Metazoa, Chordata, Aves, Apodiformes, Apodidae. Gene Ontology annotation, biological process: protein polyubiquitination; protein monoubiquitination. Gene Ontology annotation, molecular function: metal ion binding; ubiquitin protein ligase activity. Bases 1 to 3045 code for a protein of 1014 amino acids. The record is from RefSeq and is a predicted model, not a curated record. The transcript has 2 exons.